Messenger RNA from Didymosphaeria variabile, 792 nucleotides. RefSeq lists its product as uncharacterized. Bases 1 to 792 code for a protein of 263 amino acids. Lineage: Eukaryota; Fungi; Ascomycota; Dothideomycetes; Pleosporales; Didymosphaeriaceae. The transcript has a single exon. The record is from RefSeq and is a predicted model, not a curated record.
AUGAAAGAAUUUCGUCAGAGAGCCCAAUCACGACUUCGCAAUCUUCCCGUCGAGAUACGGCUGAAGAUAUACGAGCAGAUGACCCCACCUGUCGUUUCACGCCUGUUAGAUUGGAGAGGACUGUUCUUAUCAUGUAGACUGUUCCACUACGAGAUGAAACAUGAACUCCUCCGGAACAUGAUCAAAUAUUUGAAUCGAAUACAAAAGGACUGGGUGAAGGUCCACGCUGCACCUUUGCAAAUCUGCAUACCAACCAGUAUUACCUCGAUCGAAAAACUCUCCGUCGCGAUUCCCAACUCAUACUUCCGCGCUCGGGAAGCUCAAUUCCCAGCUGCACGCAUAUUCUCGGCGACCUUAUUAUCUCUCCUUCAGCUAGGCAUCUCUCAGCUUACCAUUGGAAGAUACGAAGACGACGAUAAGAUGAAACGCACGACAUCCCCAGUAACGGAACACUCCCUAGCGGAUUUUGUGAGGGACCUGCUGGAUUUGAUGGACCCUUCCAAGCCUGCGAGAGCGAUCAAGACCGAUGAUGGAACCGAGUUGGUAGUCUCACGAGGUAGUGCCGUCGAGAGGAUCGCUUUCGAAUGGGGUACCUUUGACGGCGCGUUGGGAGAUGAAGACCUUGUCUUACCUUACUAUGCUUCAGAUUGUCCUGAUGAUAGGACGACAGAGUUCGUGAGGGGACAUAUCUGCGCGCCAGCAACUGGGGUUGUGUGGACGCGACGUCGAUAUACCUGGUAUGGCCAAGUUUUGGGUGAUUUCUGGCACGAGUCAAGCUCCUUGCCUGAGUAA